UUGAUAGGAUUCUGUGCCCAGUGUUUGCUUCAAGUGGAAUAAUUGGUGCUUUUGUAUGACAGUGUUUUUUUUAUAAACAGUGUUCUAGUAAAUAACUGCAGAUUAUUAAAAUACCUACGUUUGUGGAAAUCAGCAAUCUCCGGAUCAGUUGAUGAUUAACAUUACAGAUCGUGAAUAGAAAUUUUCCACGUUGGAUUUCAAAUUCGUUUGGCAACCACGAAGAAUGGGAACAGGUGACAGAUUACUUGACAUCCCAUGCAAGGUAUGCGGUGAUCGUAGCUCAGGAAAGCACUAUGGCAUCUACAGCUGUGACGGCUGCUCUGGUUUCUUCAAACGCAGCAUCCAUCGUAAUCGAGUAUACACCUGCAAGGCAGCCGGUGAACUGAAGGGUCGGUGUCCUGUAGACAAAACCCAUCGCAAUCAGUGUCGAGCUUGUCGGUUAUCCAAGUGCUUCCAGUCGGCGAUGAAUAAAGACGCUGUUCAACAUGAACGAGGUCCACGCAAACCGAAGUUGCAACACCUGCAGCAAAACGGAGCACAUCCUCAUCACCUGGGAGGACACUUUUUGAACGCAUCGUCCUACGGUCAUGUCCCGCACUUUGCCAACCUUCAUCAUUCAGCUAUGCAGCAAAAUUCGAUCCUGCAUCAUCCACAGCCUCUAUCAUUUGCCCCUUUAGGACACCAUAUGCCUCCUUCACUUUUACCGCCAGUGAAAUUAGAGCAGAAAUUCGAAUUCCCUCCUACGAGCAAUGGCCAACUAUCCUCAUCAUUGUUGUCAUCUGUCAAAAUGGAACAAACCAAACUAUCCUCAUUCGACUUCUCCCCAUCAAGUCAACGAUUCUACAAACCAUUGGAGCAGCUUCCCCCAUCACCUACCAACUCAAAAAGCUCCAUAAGCGUUGACUCUCCCUCAGAAAGCCUCACCAGUCCGCAACCUUCGACUGUAGACUGUGGGUCCAGUGUCCUUAGUCCAACCCCAAUCAAUGCCAGCAAUCUUAGUCUUCCCUCCCCGCUGUCCCAAACUGGUGUCCUAGAUAUCAUUAUGAGUUCCGAUAAAUGCCAAGAAUUUAUCCAGUAUCAAAUGCAUAACAAUAACCUAAUGUUUCCUGGCUUUAAUUCACCGGAAGCCGGUGGAACAGUUCAACAACCACCUCCUCCUCCACCUCCGCUGAUUCCACAUCCAACACCCUUACCCGCCGACAGCCCUGGACUACGAUUACCAACGUGGGAAAUUCUACAGGAAACUACCGCUCGACUGCUCUUCAUGUCUGUGAGGUGGGUCCGCUGCUUGAUUCCUUUCCAAACAUUGUCCAAAAGUGAUCAGCAUCUUUUGCUACAGGAAUCGUGGAAGGAACUAUUUCUACUGAAUUUCGCACAAUGGAGUGUUCCUUGGGAUCUCAGUGCCCUGCUCGAGAGUCCUCAAGUACGCGAUCGAUUACCGCAAGAUCCAGCCACGCAGAUGGAGAUGAAGACGAUGCAGGAAAUACUGUGUCGCUUUCGACAGAUCUCACCGGAUCUCAGCGAACUGGGAUGCAUGAAGGCGGUUAUAUUGUUUUCUCCUGAAACAUCGGAACUAUGUGACGUUCAACCGGUAGAGAUGUUGCAAGACCAGGCCCAGUGUGUGCUGUCGGACCACGUACGAGUGCGCUACCCCCGUCAGCCAACCCGAUUCGGACGUCUGUUGCUUCUGCUGCCGUUGCUGCGGACGAUCCGCUCCGUAACCAUCGAAACUCUGUUCUUCAAAGAAACCAUAGGUACCGUGCCAAUCUCUCGUCUUCUAAUCGAUAUGUAUCAGAUGGAAAAGUACACCGAACUCGAAGCUGGCAUGACUGGAGUCAGCAACGGUACCGUUCCAAUGAAGCAUUAGUCAAGCGGUCUGGGAAAAAAAGAUCGUCCCGCACCGAACCGCUUAUACAAAUUUUUAAUUUGAAAAAACAUCUAGAGAAAAUAUGUUUUCCACCCAUUUCCUUCCCACGACAUGCAUGCUGCUUCAGACCGUGCAUGAGUGCGCAAAGCCGAAAGCAGAUAAAAGUUCAACAUGUUCAAAAGAGCAACGGAAGCAGCAUAAAAAAGAUGUUUUCCCAAAGCGCUGCGGGAUAUUUGAGUUUUAUCUGACAGUGCGAAACGGAAUCUCCACUCACCAGAAGCGAUGAACCAUUUCCGCUCAUUCUUCGGUCGGUAACUUUGCGGGUGGAAAACAGAACCACCUCUGCCACACUACAUUACAACAGUCUCAAAAUCAAGUCCCGAAGACAUAGCAGCAUCUGGCAGUCAUGCGGUUGCACCAUUUUUUAAGGAAUAAACGGGGACGGUCAGACUUACUGCUGUUGUGAGGAGUGAUUUUUUUUUACGUUUUUAACUGAAUUGGCAAGAUAGCAAUUUACAUUUGCUGAUAUUAUUUUUCAAUCUGUUAAACAAAUGCAAUCUUCU
Molecule: messenger RNA, 2430 nt
Organism: Ochlerotatus camptorhynchus
Lineage: Eukaryota; Metazoa; Arthropoda; Insecta; Diptera; Culicidae
Product: protein dissatisfaction-like
Exons: 7
Coding region: 224-1867 (547 amino acids)
Biological process (GO): anatomical structure development; regulation of transcription by RNA polymerase II; cell differentiation
Molecular function (GO): nuclear receptor activity; zinc ion binding; RNA polymerase II cis-regulatory region sequence-specific DNA binding
Source: RefSeq, a predicted model, not a curated record